AUGUCCUUCUUCCGCAUCCAACUGCACCGCUCCGCCAUCGGUCUGCCCGAGCGGACGCGGGGCGUCCUCGCCGCCCUGGGCCUCCGGAAGAGGACCCAGACCGUCUUCCACCCCGUCACGCCCCAGUUCGCCGGUAUGAUCAUGAAGGUCAAGGAGCUGGUCACGGUCCGGGAGGUCGACAAGGCCCUCAACUCCAAGGAGAUGCGCGUCGAGAGGAGGCCCGAGAGGGGGUUCUGGCUUGAGACCCCGGCCACGAGGGUCGGCGUGGUGAGGCCGUUCAGGGAGAACAACGUGUAA
Truncatella angustata is the source of this 297-nucleotide messenger RNA. RefSeq lists its product as uncharacterized. Gene Ontology annotation, biological process: translation. Gene Ontology annotation, molecular function: structural constituent of ribosome. The coding region runs from base 1 to 297 and encodes 98 amino acids. The record is from RefSeq and is a predicted model, not a curated record. The transcript has a single exon. NCBI's taxonomy places the organism in Eukaryota, Fungi, Ascomycota, Sordariomycetes, Amphisphaeriales, Sporocadaceae. Gene Ontology annotation, cellular component: mitochondrion; large ribosomal subunit.